Molecule: messenger RNA, 805 nt
Organism: Caenorhabditis elegans
Lineage: Eukaryota; Metazoa; Nematoda; Chromadorea; Rhabditida; Rhabditidae
Gene: pstk-1
Product: Phosphoryl Seryl-TRNA (Ser/Sec) Kinase
Exons: 2
Coding region: 10-789 (259 amino acids)
Source: RefSeq, marked reviewed
CUCUUCAGAAUGGCUCUUCUCCUAGUGAUGGGCAUCCCAGCUUCUGGAAAAUCCACAUUUCGACGAAAAAUCCAAACUGCUCACCGGGAGCUUCUCGAAUCCACGUCAUUUGACGAUUUCCGUAUGAUGCGAACGCGCUCCAGUGAUAAAAAUGCGCGCCAAACUCGAAAAUCGUUCGAGUGUCACGUGGAAUCGUGCAUUUCCGAAUCUACAUCGAAAAUUUACGUCAUAGAAGACAUUUUCUAUCUGAAAAGUAUGCGGCACCCGUUUCAAAAAAUCGCCAAAAGGCAUGGCUUGCAGUUUGGAAUAAUUUUUCUGAAAGUUGGAAUAGUCGAAGCGCUGAGAAGAAAUUCGCAUCGAACUGGAAUCGAGAAGCAGAAAAAUGAAACAAUUCGGAAAAUUUUUGAAAAAAUGGAGGAUCCUGAUGAAAUUCUCGAAAAUUCGAUUGUUCUGGAGACGGAUGAGGUGGAAAUUGACGUGGAAGUUGUGAUGAAUAAGCUGAAAUUCGAUUUUACUGCCAAAAAACCAAUAGUUCCAGAAGUUUCACUAAAAAAAUCGCAUAUUCAGAAACCUCCACCACCAUCAAAACUCGAAUCUCUGGAUGUUCUAACCCGUCGAUUGGUGUCUGAACUAAUGCAAAAUGAUAAAACAAUGAAUGGUCGAAAACUCAGUGAUGCUAGGAAGAAGCUUCUGAUAGAUUUAUCUGGAAAUUUGGAAAUUUCAAAUGAAAACGAUCCCAAAUUCUUAUAUGAUCUCAAAUUGAAAUUAAUUGAAUUUUAUGAUAAAUAAAUAUUAUAUAGAUUUU